GAUAUCUAGUUUUUUUGUCGGUAAAUAAAGAGCAGGACAUUUUUUAGAACUUUUUGCAUCUAUGUGUUGGAAGUAAUUCAGCUCUCUUAAAUGAGUUUGGACUUUAAAUUUAUAGAAAAAUAAUCUUCUGUAUGCUGCACGUUGAACUUAUCAACUUGUAAAUAGCAUAAAACAAUAGUUUGACCUAGGUGGUAAAUCCUCAAUGAUGGAGGCUGAAUAUUGGUUUAGAAAUCUAAAGAAUUCCUUUCACUCCUUAAUACCAUAUGGGGUGUGUCAAAAUUUUUUGGAAAAAACAUUAGGAGAAAUAGAAAAAGAAUUCACAUGGCUGGACGAAAUUGUGGAAGAGGCAUACCAUAUGUUUUCUGUCAAAAGCACCAAGCUAUCCCAGAUGCCAAAGACCCCAUGUCAAAAGAAGCCUGGACAAAAAAGGCUUAGAAAGAACAGAGUGUCAAAUAUUGAAGAGAAAGAAGAAAUAUUUUCUCCUCUACUACCAAAGAAGCUGAAGCUAGAAACUCAAAGUCCAGAUGUACAGAUUGAAAAGAAACCUGUUUGCAACACACGUCCUUUGCGUAGUUGUAAGAGUAUUUUUAAAGCAACACAACCAGGAUCAGAGCUCGCCUUAAAACAAGUUCCAAGUCCCAAGCUGGAUAAAAAUGACAUAAUUUCAAAUGAAACCAUGACUAAAAUGUCAGGACAAAAAUCAAAAAGUCUUGCGGAUAAUAAUAGUGUUGAUGUUCUAACAACAGUUGAGGACCUAAUCUCAAAAAGGUUAGAAUUGAAAAGUCCAAGUGUUAGGGAAAGGACCAUUGUCUUUGAGAAUUUGAUUAAAAAUAGUGUCACCAAACAAAUAGUUAAAACUCCCAAGUGUGCACCACCUGGAGAUAAUGUCACACCUAAGGCAUGUAAACCUGACUCAGCUAAAAUGAAAGUUAGUAGAGUAGAUAAUCUAGUUAUUGUUGAUCCAUCACCACAGAAACAAGUCAGUAGAUUUUCUCAGUUACGACAGUCUGCUAGAUCCAGCCAAGGACAGUCUUGUCAGCAUUCCAAGGAGAAACAAGUCAGGUCUAAAUCCCAUAGAGUCGACAGUGGCAUUCAGUCUGAAAAAGGUAGUGAUGAUGACACAAACAAAGAAAAAGAAAGCCCACAAAUAGUUGAGGCUAAGGUUGAAUUUAAGAUGAAAGAAUCACCUAACAGUAUUUAUCAAAAGCAGCCAAUAGCCUAUGAAAGAACACUCCUUACAGACAAAAUGGAUGGAGAGCCAGAGGAAAUGACCAGCUCACCAAUGAAUACUACUUAUCAUAAAGAUUGUUUUGACACACCCCAAUGUGAACCUAAAGUGACAAGGAGCAGAGCUCGCUUAGAGCAAACCAAAAGUGUCAACAAUCAAAUCAGUAGUCAAAAUGCAAAACAGCUACAUCAAAAAAGACUAACAAUGGAUUUGGAUAGGCCAACAUUAUGUUCCUCUCCAGUACAACAUGUUGACUCUCUACCGUUGCCAUGUGAAGUGGAGAAAGCAAAAACUGUCAAACUCACAGACUGUUGCAGUGAUGAUGAAGUUAUUGCUGGUUCACCUGCAAUACAACUACCCCGCUCUUCUAUAAGACCAGGAAAGAAGCGACAUGUUGAAGAAAGAGGACUGUCUCCAUGCCCUAAACGAUUCAAUUGUGGGAAGUCAAAGGUUGGACCGAGCUCUGAUACUCCAUUGUUAUCAUCAUCACCUAUAAAGAAUGGUGGUGCAGUAAGAAAUGAGAAUGAAAGUUUCCUGUCCCCCAUACAGAGUCCCAGGGCUUUUAAAUUUAGCAGUGCUCAAAAAAAGACAUCGGGAUUCUUAAAUCGAACUCCAGGUUUUGGGAUGAACACAAGCAAGUUGUAUAGUUUCCUCAAUAACUCAGUCAAUCGUACAAAUGGUAUCACCACAUCUUUUCUCAAAAAGUCUAAUACUCCUAAACCAACGUCACAAAUAAGUUUAGAGCAGAAAAAGAUGUUGUUACUUGAAAAAGAAAACCGUGAAAAAGAGAAAGUGAAAAAAGCUGCAGAGAUGAGAAGAAACAGAAUUGAGGAAAAGAAAAGAAUAAGAGCAGAAAAAGAGCGCAAAGUAGCUGAAGCUAGAGAGAUGAAGAUACAGUUGGAAGAAGAACUAAAGGAAAAAAUAAAUAGGAAGGCAGAAGACAAAAAUGUUCUCACUGAAAAGUUAAUGGAGAAGCGGCUCAAUGAGGAGAAAGGAAAGCAAAAGCUAAGACUAAAGAGACAUAUGGAUGUUGAUGCAAGAAGAAAACAAGAAGAAGAGGAGCGCUUAAAAAAAUUAAUUGAACAGGAAGAGAACACAAAGUUGCAAGAAGAAUAUCUUCAGAAGAAAAAGAAAAUUGAGGAUGUAGAAAAAAAAAGAUUAUUAGCUGAAGAGAAAAAAAAGCAAGCUCAAAGAUUAGCAGAAUUGGAAACAAAGAGACAGGAAGCAGCCAGACUCUUACAAGUUGAAAAAGAGAAAAAGGAUUUAUUAAAGGUUGAAGAAAAGGACAAUAAAAUGAAGAUAAAAGACUCAAAACAGCUUGACAAAACAUGUGCACAAAGCAGUAAGACUGUGACAAGUUACCAAAUAACUCCAGCCAAAUCAAAGAUAAAUUUAAAUGAGCAAAGGGAUCCAGAAAAUUAUGAUAUAGAGGACAAGGUAUCUGAUGAUUCAACAGAUGAUGAGGAGGCACCUAAAAAAAGGAUACCUGAAUGGGCAACAGGUACCCAGCUGAACACAGCAUUAAUCAAACAACACUGUAAUCCUCCUGAUCUAGAAGAAAUAUUCCACAUCAGUUCUAUUCAAAUACCUAAUGACUUAAGAGUGCUCUUCCCUGGGAAUAAAAACAAAAAGUUUAGACCUAGAACUAGCUCAGCAGUGUGGACCUCACCUUUACUCAAACAUUGACCGUAAAACUAAACCUCAGGACAUAUUUUUGUUUUAUUAUAUUGACACCAGUACACUAAUCUACAUAUAAAUUUUAGUUGUCAGACAUGUAAUUCUCAAUAGCAUGAAUCAAGCUUUUAAAUGAAUCUCUGUAAAUAGUGUACAGUGUUUUGCCCAUCCAAAAGUCAUCACAACCAGUAUCCUUAUUAUAUUAAUAUUUUUAAUUUUACAAGUUUUAAAAUCUAGGGGGGGGGGGGGGAGACUAGUUAAUUGUAACAACUUCAAAAACCUGUUAAAAUAAUCUUUUCCUUUUUUUUUUACUUUAACUAGUGUUAUUUAUCCUUUUUUUUAAAUAUAUAUACGUUGUUAAUUAAAUGCGUAAAGUACUGAAUUCUAAUUUUAUUUGACACUUUUAACUCUGCAACUAUUGAGCAUUUUAGCAAGCAGCAUCAAAUAUCUUCAAAAUUUGAGGGUACAUUUCUUAUUGGUGACAAGCUGUCUUCAGAAAUGCUCUCUUUUAAGAUGCUUUGAGUCAAUAAUAGAACUGAUGAAGUUUGCAUUUUAGAAGUCUUAUUUUUUUUUUUUAAAUAUUUACAUUUUUAAUUGUUUGUGAAAUUUAGAGCAGUGACAUUAUUUUGUUUGUAAAUGAUUUCACAUAUUGUAUAGGUUUUUUAUUUUUAGAGUUAUGCCUUUUAAUAGUUGACCCUACUAGUGCAAGCAGUGUUCAAUUAAAAGAUUUUAAACAC
Molecule: messenger RNA, 3639 nt
Organism: Physella acuta
Lineage: Eukaryota; Metazoa; Mollusca; Gastropoda; Physidae
Product: inner centromere protein
Biological process (GO): meiotic spindle midzone assembly; mitotic cytokinesis; metaphase chromosome alignment
Cellular component (GO): midbody; nucleus; meiotic spindle midzone
Source: RefSeq, a predicted model, not a curated record